Messenger RNA from Eruca vesicaria subsp. sativa (arugula), 176 nucleotides. The record is from the annotation of a GenBank genome assembly. Lineage: Eukaryota; Viridiplantae; Streptophyta; Magnoliopsida; Brassicales; Brassicaceae.
CACCUGAAAUGAGUCGCAGGCAGGUCACAGGAUCCAGCGCUACGCUAAGCUUUGAACUCUUUCAGAUUGAGACUAAGCGAUCAGGAACUGAGGAUGAGGAAUCUCCUAGAGACGCUGAAGCUCGUGGAAUGGAGGGAAAACCGGUUUCUCCAGUUGCUGAUGUGCCAAUACCAUAG